Molecule: messenger RNA, 5778 nt
Organism: Thamnophis elegans (Western terrestrial garter snake)
Lineage: Eukaryota; Metazoa; Chordata; Lepidosauria; Squamata; Natricidae
Gene: GREB1
Product: growth regulating estrogen receptor binding 1
Exons: 32
Coding region: 1-5778 (1925 amino acids)
Biological process (GO): multicellular organism development
Source: RefSeq, a predicted model, not a curated record
AUGGGAAAUUCUUAUGCGGGACAACUUAACUCAACGCGUUUUGAAGAAGUGUUGCAUAAUUCUAUUGAAGCUUCUCUCCGAUCCAGUAAUUUAGUCCCAAGGCCGAUUUUUUCACAGCUAUAUUUAGAAGCCGAGCGGCAGCUUUCAUCUCUAGAAGCAGGCAAUAGGGUAGAUAAUGAGGAAGAGGAGGAGGAGGAAGAUGAUGAUGGUGAUGAAGGUUCAGAAACAAGUAGCCCUCCUGUUACUUAUCAGAUGAAACCUGCACCUGAAGGUUGUUGCACUACCGAUGGUUUCUGUCAGACAGGUAAAGACAUCAGGCUAGCGUCCAUCUUGAAUGAACCAAUUGAAGUGCCCUCAGGAUUUUUACUGGUUGGUGCAAAGUCACCAACCUUGCCUGAACACCUUUUGGUGUGUGCUGUGGACAAGCGAUUCUUGCCUGAUGACAAUGGGCACAACGCCUUACUAGGUUUCUCUGGAAACUGCGUUGGCUGUGGCAAGAAAGGAUUCUGCUACUUUACUGAGUUCUCUAAUCAUAUCAAUCUAAAGCUGACAUCUCAGCCCAAGAAACAGAAACACUUAAAGUACUAUCUGGUCAGGAAUGCACAGGGCACGCUUACCAAAGGCUCUGCAAUCUGCUGGAAGGGGGCAGAAUUCCGAAACCGACACUCCUCCUCAAACACUUCUUCCCAUACGUUGCUUCAGCCUGCAGAGAAUACAGGCUCUUCAGCAACUGUCACGAACGAACCAUUUCUAGCAGCGCAUCCAGUCGGUCAAGCUGGAAUUCAUCAAACAACUCCUGACCACCUCCCAUCAGCUGCUUGCCAUCCAGCCUACAUUGGGAAAGACUCUUCCUAUCAACACUCGCUAAAAGGCAAUUUACCUUCUAUGACAAAACCACCCGCAUUAGGGACUUUAACAAACCCAGGACCUCCAAAGAAACGCCACAAAGGAUGGUCACCAGAGUCUCCCUCCUCCAACGAAGCCUGGAAUAUGCAGUCCAACUCACAAAUCCCAAUUAGAAAUAAAAAUGAUGGCGGCGGAGGGGUUUCCAGUUUGCCUCAUGCUACUCUGUUAGGACCAGCAUCUUCUCCAAUAGUGGCUUCUGGGGAGUCAGUUUCGGUUCCUGAAAACUUGCUUAAAACAUAUAAAGCAAAGCCAGUCAUAUUUAAAGGGCAUGGGAACUUCCCUUACCUUUGUGGGAACCUUAAUGAUGUCAUAGUGAGCCCUCUUUUGUAUACAUGUUAUAAGAAUGCACAGUCUCUGUCUAGGUCUUAUGAACAAUACGGAGCCUCCACUGUACAGCCAAUUUCAGAGGAAAUGCAGCUCUUGCUCACAGUGUACUACCUUGUUCAACUUGCUUCAGACCAGGUACCUUUGAUUGAGGAUUUGGAACAGAUCUUCAUGCGUUCAUGGCGGGAGAUGUACCUCUCUGAAAUCCGUCAGUAUCAGCAGGCCAUUCCCCAAGCUUUCCCUCACAUUCCUGGCCCCAUUGCCCCCGUCACAUCGGCUCAGCUCCCCUGGCUAGCAGGCCUGGCGGCCAGCUCAUGCAACGACAGCGUCCACAUCAUUGAGUGCAGCUAUUCGUUGGCCGAAGGGCUUUCGGAAAUGUUCAGGAUGCUCCUUGAAGGAAAGCUGGCAAAGACCAACUAUGUGGUGAUCAUCUGUGCUUGUAGAAACAGAGCCAUGGACUCUUGCAUUGUGGUGACAGGGAAAUAUCAAGCAAGGAUACUCUCCGAAAGCCUGCUCACUCCAGCAGAAUAUCAGAAAGAAGUUAGCUACGAGCUAGUUACGGGGAAAGGAGAAGUUCUCGGAGCAUUUUUCAGUUCUCUCUGCCCAGAUGGUGACCUCGAAGUUUUGUUGGAUAAAUAUUAUCAAGAAAAUAGGACCCACAUAUCAUCAUCUCUCUCUGCUUCCGCAAAUAAACCGGCAACCCUGGAUGUAACUGGAGCAGCUGUGUGUACAAGUUAUAACCUUGAGCGGCAUCAGAUCUGUCCUUUCCAGCUCACUGUGGCCCAGAAAUUGCUCUCCCAUGUAUGCUCCAUCGCAGAUUCCAGCACCCAAAACCUCGACUUGGGCUCCUUUGAGAAAAUAGAUUUCCUGAUUUGUGUGCCUCCUUCAGAAGUGACGUAUCAGCAAACCCUCUUCCACCUCUGGCGUUCAGGUGUUUUACUGGAGCUCGGCUUGCAGAAGGAACAUCUGACAAAAGAGCGGGUGGAACAAUACGUUGUAAAGCUUGACGCCGAUGCCCAGUUAAAGUUUAAAGCUUUCUUGCAGAACUCUUUGCAGAAUCCACACACCCUGUUUGUACUCAUCCAUGACCACGCCCACCGGGACCUUGUAAGCGCAGUUCACAGCCCGUACCCUCACUCGGAUCCAGCGGUGGGACUCGUGGACAGACUGCUGAAUUGUAGGGAGGUCAAGGAAGCUCCCAACAUCAUCACCCUUCAUGUGACUUCCUUUCCUUACGCAUUGCAGACUCAAUACACCCGCAUUAGCCCUUACAACGAAAUUCACUGGCCUUCGUUAUACAACAAUGGCAUGGACUUAUAUCAUGAAAACAAGAAGUACUAUGGAUUGCACGAAUUUAUUGAAUCCACACUUUCUGGACACAGUCUUCCAUUGCUUCGUUAUGACAGCUCUUUUGAAGCCAUGGUCAUGGCUCUGGGAAAAAGGUUUUCUCGGCUGCAUAGUGCGGUGAUAAGGACAUUUGUUCUUGUCCAGCACUACUCCGCAGCCUUGAUGGCCGUCUGCGGCCUCUCCCAGAUGAAAAACUACACCACCGUUGAAACUUUGGAGAUCACGCAGAACCUCAUCAACUCCUCCCAGCAGUGUCCCAGCGGACAUGGGCUGAUGGUGGUCUUAAGGAUCCCUUGCUUGCCAUUGGCUACGGUGGCUUAUGAACGCCUCAAGCACGUGAGGGAAAGGCUUGCUUUGGAAGGCCGUUUUGAAAUCAUCCUGGGGAAUCCCAACUCCGGAAUCAACAUUGGGAAGCACUUUGUGGAGCAACUCAAGAACUGGCAGAAAAUUGAAGAUGCUGAUUGGAAACCCCAGACAUAUUUGGAACUGGAGGGUCUACCUUGCAUUUUGAUUUUCAGUGGAAUGGAUCCUCAGGGAGAAUCUCUGCCAAGAUCCUUGAGAUACUGUGACCUACGGUUGAUAAACUCCUCAUGCCUGGUGAGAACAGCUUUGGAGCAAGAAGUUGGCUUGGCAGCGUAUUUUGUCAAUUCUGAAAUUACAGUUGAGAAAGGAGGAACCACCAAUGAAGUCUUGGAAAGUGACCCAGAAAAACUGAGCAGUACUGAUAAUGAGGAUGAAGAAAUAGUAACGGAAGGCUCAGCUUCCGAAAGAAAAAGCCCUGUGAAUAGGGACAGAUGUGGCUCUCGUGAUUCUGCCGAUUCUUCUCUCUCCUCAAAAGCUUCAAGUGCGCCAUUUUGCAGUGAAGCAUCUGCAAUGGAGGCAGAGAAAAUGUCACCUCAGCAGAUGUUAAGCAGCAGUAAUGAGGAGAGUGUGAACAGCACUGAAAAGCCAAGGCCCAAAGCGGAGAAAGAGCCUAAACAGACCACGAAAGCUGCUCAGGCUUCCAUCUCUUCAUCGUCACCCUCUCCUUUCUCGUCUUCCUUGGCUUCGUCUCUCCCCACCCAUAGUUCCUUGCCUCUGCAGGGCUCCCACUGUUCCAUGAGCAAAACAUCUCAGCAGCCUCCCAUCGUUUACCUCCCCAAACUGAUGUAUGACAUUGUGACCUCUGCCGACAGCACAGGUCUUCCCAAAUCCUCCUCCCUCUUGCCUUACCAUUCAGUAACGUGGGCAAGCUCUUUCCGGCCUCUCAUGAAUAAAAUGAUGACCUCCACAGAGCAAUCCCUCUAUUAUCGCCAGUGGACAGUUCCUAAGCCAAUCCACAUGGACUACAACAAUAGGAAUGAAGGGAGGAUGGACACUUUUCACCCAAGGAGGCUGCUGCUGAAUGGGCCACCCCAGAUAGGAAAGACUGGUGCUUAUUUACAGUUUCUUAGCGUUUUAUCUCGAAUGUUGAUUCGGCUGACGGAAGUGGAUGUUUAUGAUGAAGAGGAGAUCAAUGUUGAUGUGAAAGAAAAUUCAGAACAAUAUUCUCAGCCAGGUGACGUGUGGCCUGAUUUAGAAACAUUUAAAAAGAUGCCUUUUGAUUACACGAUCCACGAUCCAAAAUAUGAAGAUGCAAGCCUCAUUUGUUCAACAGUGCAGAAGACCAAAAGUGACGAUAGAUCAACAAAGAGAAAACCAGAGGAGAUGUACAUGCGCCGUCAGACAACACGGAUGAGAUUAUCCAAAUAUGCUGCUUACAACACUUACCACCAUUGCGAACAGUGUCAUCAAUAUAUGGGCUUUAAUCCCAGGUAUCAGCUUUAUGAAUCCACCCUGCAUGCUUUUGCCUUUUCCUAUUCAAUGCUCGGAGAAGAAAUUCAGCUGCACUUCAUUAUUCCUAAAUCGAAGGAGCACCACUUUGUCUUCAGCCAUCCAGGAAGGCAGCUGGAAAGUAUGAGAUUGCCUCUUGUCACAGAUCAGAGCCAGGACUACAUAAAGAGCCCUACUUUUACUCCUACCACAGGACGCCACGAACAUGGGCUUUUUAAUCUUUAUCACGCAAUGGAUGGAGCCAACCAUUUGCAUGUUUUGGUUGUCAAAGAGUAUGAAAUGGCAAUAUAUAAAAAAUAUUGGCCCAAUCACAUCAUGCUUGUUCUGCCAAGUAUUUUCAACAGUGCGGGAGUGGGAGCUGCUCACUUCUUAAUUAAAGAACUGUCUUACCAUAAUUUGGAGCUGGAACGAAAUCGGCAGGAAGAGCUCGGCAUUAAGCCUCAAGAUAUUUGGCCUUUCAUUGUCAUCUCCGAUGAUUCUUGUGUGAUGUGGAAUGCUGUUGAAAUUGAUUGUUCUGGGGACAGGAAAAGUGAAUAUACCUGGAGAGAAAAGAACAUUUCCCUAAAGCAAAUUCUUCAGCACAUGGAAUCCACUCCCAGUGUCACCCACUAUGCCUUGAUUGGCAUGAGGAAAUGGUCCAGUAAGACUAGGAGUGGAGAUAUCAAGGAGCCAUUCUCAUGUUGCCAUGUGCAUGACUUCAUCAUGCUGAACGUGGACCUGACCCAGAAUGUCCAGUAUAACCAGAACAGAUUUGUUUGUGAUGAUGUGGAUUUCAAUCUACGCGUCCGCAGUGCAGGCUUGAGGAUCUGCCGGUUCAAUCGAUUUAGCGUCAUGAAGAAACAAAUAGCGGUAGGAGGGCAAAGGUCUUUUCAUAUCAAAUCAAAGGUGUCAGAUAAUUUAAUGAGUAUUGGCUCAGCUCAAUAUAUAUGUGCCCCUGACAGCAAGCAUACAUUCUUGGCAGCUCCUGCUCAGUUAUUGCUUGAAAAAUACCUCCAGAAUCACAGCCAUCGCUUCUUCCCGCUUUCACUGAAGAAUUACAACCAGCCAGUACUAUCUGUGGAUUGUUACCUUAAUUUAGGACCACAGAUUGCCGUUUGUUAUGUUAGUUCCCGGCCUCAUUCCCUGAAUGUCAGCUGCUCCGAGAUGCUGUUUAGUGGACUCCUGCUGUAUCUCUGUGAUUCCUUUGUUGUAGCCAGCUUCCUGAAGAAAUUCCACUUUUUGAAAGGUGCCACCUUAUGUGUGAUUUGCCAAGAUAGAAACUCCCUUCGCCAAACAGUUGUCCGGCUGGAACUAGAAGAUGAGUGGCAAUUCCGACUAAGAGACGAGUUUCAAACUGCCAAUGCCAAAGAAGACAAGCCCCUCUUCUUUUUGACAGGACGACAUAUUUGA